AAAAUCUGGUAGGCACCAUCUCUGGAGAUCUCAGCUGCCAGGUAAGAUUUGGCUUUUCUUCUUCUCUUUGUUGAGCUGCCAUUCCGAGAUAAUGUCUUUUAACUGGGUUCUGGGUUAAACAGUCUCUGUACUGGUUUCCUGUGUCCACCUAUCCUAGCAAGUGCAGCUGCUGCGUCUGUGGGCUGACACACAAUGAAAGCAUGUCUAAGGAGGCUUACUGCAAAGUGGAGGAAUUUCCAGUGGGGGAAGGACUAUUUUUCACUGCCUGGAGUUUGAAUGGGUGAAGGGGCACUUUGGGAACUGCCUGAGAGUGUCUCAGCCUGCUGUAUGCAUGCUCAGGAACCGGCUCAUCCUUGGACCUGACCACCAGGGAUAGUCCCUAUGGGACUGUGAGCGCCGCUGCCACCCAGGCUGUGUCAUGGAGGCAAGGGAUACCAUCAUGGAGAUCUCAUCAAAAGAAAAUACUCAGUUUUUCUCAUACAACACGGUCCUGCCGGUUGACCGAUCUUCAUUCAAAUCUGAAUCUUCUGCAUCCAAGGGAAAGCAAUCGUGUUGUGGAGGGAUAAAGAUAUUCCUUGGUGCAUUGUCUUUUGUUUAUUUUGCUAAAGCACUGUCAGGAAGUUACCUAAAAAGUACUAUCACACAAAUAGAAAGAAGAUUUGAUAUCCCUUCCUCUUUGGUUGGCAUUAUCGAUGGCAGUUUUGAAAUUGGGAACCUCCUAAUCAUAAUUCUCGUAAGCUACUUUGGAGCGAAGCUUCACAGGCCAAGAAUAAUUGGAGCAGGCUGCUUAAUUAUGUCAGCUGGAACAUUCCUAAUUGCCAUGCCCCAGUUCUUCAUGGGACGGUAUCGGUAUGAGAGAUUCACUUCCACCAUCAAUUCCACCGCUAGCAUCUCUCCGUGUCUGCAGGAUAAAAGCCAAACUCCACUCUCAUCCCUGGAAAAGUCUCAAGCAAAAAUAAAUGCAGGAUGUGAAAAAGAAGCAGGUUCUUCCAUGUGGAUCUAUGUUUUGCUGGGAAAUCUUUUGCGUGGAAUUGGUGAAACUCCUAUCCAGCCUCUGGGAAUUACAUACAUUGAUGAUUAUGCCAUUGAAGAAAAUGCUGCCUUAUACAUUGGCUGUGUACAGACAGUUGCGAUUAUAGGACCAAUAUUUGGCUUUCUUCUAGGAUCCCUGUGUGCCAAACUUUAUGUUGACAUUGGCUUUGUAGAUCUGGACAGUGUAACAAUAACUCACAAGGACGUGCAGUGGGUGGGAGCCUGGUGGCUAGGUUACUUGAUAGCAGGUGUGAUUAGUGUUCUGGCUGGCAUCCCCUUCUGGUUCCUGCCUAAGCACCUUCCAAACCCAGAAAGAAGAAAGGACUCCAGUACCUCUUCUGAGCAAUCCAAGUUCAUCACUGAGGAUAACAAAGACCAACACAAAUUUUAUCAGCAACAAGUGAAGAUUACUGAGAUGGCAAAAGACUUCUUGCCAUCACUGAAGAGCCUCUUUGGGAAUCCAGUUUACAUUUUGUAUUUGUGUGCAAGUAUCAUUCAGUUCAAUUCUUUAAUUGGCAUGGUGACAUACAAGCCAAAGUACAUUGAGCAACAGUAUGGGCAAACAUCUUCAAAAACCAAUUUUGUCAUAGGUCUUAUCAACAUUCCUGCUGUGGCUUUUGGCAUAUUCUCUGGAGGACUCAUCAUGAAAAAAUUUAGAAUCAAUGUGUUAGGGGCUGCAAAACUCUCCUUAGGAUCAUCUUUCUUUGGCUACCUUCUGCUCCUCUCUUUAUUUGCAAUGGGCUGUGAGAAUUCGGAUGUGGCUGGACUGACUGUGUCGUACCAUGGAACUAAACAGAUGACUGAUUAUGAGCAAGCCCUGUUUUCAGAGUGCAACUCAGGCUGUGCAUGUUCCAAGAACGACUGGGACCCCAUCUGUGGGGAAAAUGGAGUUACCUACAUUUCUGCUUGUCUGGCUGGCUGUCACGCAUCCAAUGGCAGUGGGAAAAACACUGUAUUUUUUAACUGUAGCUGUGUGGGAACUUCGGAAUCUCCUUCACAAAGCUCCUCAGCUGUGGUGGGACCAUGUCAAAAAGGAAAUGAGUGCCCAAAAAAGUUUCUAUAUUUUCUAGUAAUAUCAGUUAUCACUUCAUACACUUUGUCAGUAGGUGGCACACCUGGAUACAUUCUGCUUCUAAGAUGCAUUAAACCACACUUGAAAUCAUUUGCACUUGGUAUCUACACUCUGGCAAUAAGAGUACUUGCGGGAAUUCCAGCCCCAGUGUAUUUUGGAGUGGCCAUAGAUACUACUUGCCUGAAAUGGGGAAGCAAAAGAUGUGGGGGAAGAGGAGCAUGCAGACUAUAUGACUCCAGUGCACUCAGGUAUGUGUAUCUGGGGCUGACUUUGAUGUUGGGCACGGUGUCCAUUUUCUUCAGUGUUGCUGUCCUUUGGGUUCUCCGGAAAAGGUCUUCUUCACAUGAUGAGAACCUCUCAACCAACGGGGAGAGUGGCACCUGUGGGACAAAGAGCAGGAAAGAUAAUUUAGUCAAUAGUGAUCAUUUAAUUCAGACAACUUACUGGCCAGAAAAGGAGACUAGACUUUAGGAAGACUGAGAUCUCACCGUGACUUUACCCAGUGAGUGGUGCUCCAGGCAAAAGUCCAUCAUCAGUGAGGAGAUAUUUUAGCAUCCACCCUGAAAACAUCCACCUUCAUGUAAUUUUCACUGUAAACAGCAAAGACAAUCAUUUUAGCACAUGUAUAACUCUGAAAACACCGCUCACCAUAUGUCCUACCAAGUCAGUGCCACUCAAGUGAGAGGAAUUGUCGUGGCUGGAGAGUUGCAGCUUGCUUCCCCACCAAGAAGCCUGGUUUAUGGCUGCCCCUCAGCUCCCUUCUGUAUGUGACAGGUAGUGUGGAGUCUGCAAUGCAGCUCUGUCCACCGUGGUAGUGGACCAAGGGGAGCUAGUGCACAAAACCUGACUUGGCUGCCUGGAAGUUCCAGGGAUAUUCUGCACACAGCUCGCCCUGGCAAGCAGUGCAGCAUGGGGUAGGAGGAAGGCGGUUUGCUGAAAGAGCAUCUGAUGAGUUCAACCUGUAACACUUAGAAAAUCAAGUAGCUCUGUUAUAGCACAACAAUAACAGCAAUAGAAGUUGUCCUUGCAGUUAAAGAGACCACAAAAGUAUUGUCCAAAGGAAACUGGAAUAAAAAUAGAGCUUCUUUAGCUUUACAUCAGUUUCUUGGUACUUGCUACUAGUCAGUAUCCUGAAUAACUCCAUUCAUUUUAUGCAAUGUAUUAAUACCAUGAUACAAGUGAAAUAUGAUUUAUUUUUGAAAAAGCUAUGACAAGCAAGCUUGGGAACAAUAAAAUUAAUUCAAAGACCAGGUGAUAUGGAGGCUUUUCCUUUGAAUUUAUUGUAAAUGCUCACUAAAACUAAGACAUGUAUCAUAACAUCCUUUUAAAUACAA
Dryobates pubescens (Downy woodpecker) is the source of this 3438-nucleotide messenger RNA. Its product is annotated as solute carrier organic anion transporter family member 1C1. The transcript is spliced from 15 exons. The coding region runs from base 419 to 2575 and encodes 718 amino acids. Gene Ontology annotation, biological process: sodium-independent organic anion transport; bile acid and bile salt transport; transmembrane transport. Gene Ontology annotation, cellular component: membrane. Gene Ontology annotation, molecular function: bile acid transmembrane transporter activity; protein binding. Lineage: Eukaryota; Metazoa; Chordata; Aves; Piciformes; Picidae. The record is from RefSeq and is a predicted model, not a curated record.